Messenger RNA from Stegostoma tigrinum, 7504 nucleotides. It is a transcript of the gene ift122, whose product is annotated as intraflagellar transport 122 homolog (Chlamydomonas). The transcript has 29 exons. Gene Ontology annotation, biological process: protein localization to cilium; intraciliary retrograde transport; non-motile cilium assembly. Bases 181 to 3744 code for a protein of 1187 amino acids. Gene Ontology annotation, molecular function: protein binding. NCBI's taxonomy places the organism in Eukaryota, Metazoa, Chordata, Chondrichthyes, Orectolobiformes, Stegostomatidae. Gene Ontology annotation, cellular component: non-motile cilium; intraciliary transport particle A. The record is from RefSeq and is a predicted model, not a curated record.
CAGCUCAGUGCCGCCAUGACAGGCCCCCUCGGCUCCACAUCUCGCGAGAGUUGAGGAGGAUGACGUGCGCGGGAGGGCCCGGGACUGGUGCUGUCCUCCUCCUCCGGAGGGAGACCCGAGACCGCUUCAGUCCGUAAACCCCCGCGACCUGGGAGUAAAACACCCACUCUCCCUGGCGACAUGCGGGCCGUCCCCACCUGGAUUGACAGAGUGCACGACAGGGAGAAGGUCGAACAGUGUAUUUAUGAUAUUGCAUUCAAGCCGGAUGGAACUCAGUUGAUAAUAGCAGCAGGAAACAGAGUCCUGGUAUACGAUACUUCUGAUGGCACUCUUAUUCAGCCACUCAAAGGACACAGGGACACUGUAUACUGUGUUGCUUAUGCUAAAGAUGGUAAACGAUUUGCAUCGGGUUCCACUGACAAGAGUAUUAUAAUCUGGACUUCAAAACUGGAAGGCAUCUUGAAAUACACACAUAAUGAUUCCAUUCAGUGCAUUGCAUACAAUCCAGUCACACAUCAACUGGCUUCCUGUUCUUCCAGUGACUUUGGUUUGUGGUCACCAGAGCAGAAAUCUGUCUCCAAGCACAAAGUCAACAGCAAAAUCACCUGCUGCAGUUGGACAAACGAUGGUCAGUACCUGGCCAUUAGCCUGUUUAGUGGUAUUGUCAGUAUUCGAAGUAAGAGCGGAGAAGAGAAAGUGAGAAUUGAGCGACCUGGUGCUGCCCCAAUCUGGUCAAUUUGCUGGAAUCCAUCCAAAGAUGAGCACACCGAUAUCUUAGCUGUGGCAGACUGGGGGCAGCGACUUUCCUUUUACCAACUGAGUGGGAAACAGAUUGGAAAAGACAGGCCACUGAACUUUGACCCCUGUUGUGUCAGUUACUUCUCUAAAGGAGAAUAUAUUGUGAUGGGAGGCUCCGAUAAACAGGUCUCUUUGUACACAAAGGAUGGAGUUCGUCUUGGUAGCAUUGGGGAACAGCAAUCCUGGGUGUGGACCUGCAAAGUGAAGCCAGACUCCAAUUAUGUUGUUGUAGGUUGUCAAGAUGGUACAAUCGCCUUCUAUCAAAUAAUUUUUAGCACAGUGCAUGGACUAUACAAGGACCGCUAUGCUUAUAGGGACAGCAUGACAGAUGUCAUUGUACAGCAUCUCAUCACAGAACAGAAAGUGCGGAUCAGAUGCCGGGAACUUGUGAAGAAGAUUGCUAUCUAUAAGAACCGACUAGCAAUCCAGCUGCCAGAAAAAAUCCUGAUUUAUGAGCUCUUUUCAGAAGAUAAUACUGACAUGCAUUACCGAGUAAAGGAAAAGAUUACCAAAAAAUUUGAAUGCAACCUUUUAGUUGUAUGCUCACAGCAUCUUAUCUUGUGCCUGGAAAAGAGAUUGCAGUGCUUAUCAUUUAGUGGCGUGAAGGAGAGAGAAUGGCUCAUGGAGUCACUUAUUCGCUAUAUUAAAGUCAUCGGAGGACCAUCAGGAAGAGAAGGCCUAUUAGUUGGUCUGAAAAAUGGUCAGAUUCUGAAAAUAUUUGUUGACAACCCAUUUGCCAUUGUGCUUCUUAAGCAAACGACAUCUGUACGUUGUUUAGACAUGAGUACAUCACGCAACAAACUGGCUGUGGUGGAUGAACACAACACUUGUCUGGUAUAUGACAUAAGUACAAAAGAACUCCUUUUCCAGGAGCCGAAUGCCAACAGUGUGGCUUGGAACACCCAGUGUGAAGAUAUGCUUUGUUUUUCUGGUGGUGGUUUUCUCAACAUCAAAGCCAGUAAUUUUCCAGUGCACCAGCAGAAGCUUCAGGGCUUUGUGGUGGGAUAUAAUGGCUCCAAAAUCUUCUGCUUACAUGUGUAUGCCAUGUCAGCAGUUGAAGUCCCACAGUCUGCACCAAUGUACCAGUACUUGGAGAAGAAAAUGUAUAAGGAAGCCUAUCAAAUUGCCUGCUUGGGUGUAACAGAGAAUGAUUGGAGAGACCUAGCAAUAGAGGCUUUGGAAGGAAUGGACUUCGACACUGCUAAAAAGGCAUUUAUCAGAGUGCGGGAUCUCCGCUAUCUGGAGCUUAUUAGCAGCAUUGAGGAGCGUAAAAAGCAUGGUGAAAAUGACAACGAGUUGUUUCUCGCAGAUGUACAUGCCUACCAAGCCAAGUUCCAUGAGGCAGCUAAACUGUACAAGAAGACUGGAAAUAACAGUCGUGCCUUAAAUAUGUAUACUGACCUAUGCAUGUUUGAUUAUGCCAAGGAUUUCCUUGGCUCAGGUGAUCCCAAGGACACAAAGAUGUUGAUUACUAAACAAGCAGACUGGGCCAGGAACAUCAAUGAACCAAAAGCAGCUGCAGAAAUGUACCUGUCUGCAGGAGAGCAUCUAAAAGCAAUUGAGAUCAUUGGGGACCAUGGUUGGGUUGAUAUGUUAAUUGAUGUAGCUCGUAAGUUAGACAAGGCUGAGCGGGAACCCCUUUCAAGGUGUGCCUAUUUUUUAAAGAAGCUGCAGCAUCCUGGAUAUGCCGCAGAGACGUACAUGAAAAUGGGAGACCUUGAGGCCCAGGUCUUGCUGCAUGUGGAGACCAGGCACUGGGAGGAGGCCUUUGCUUUGGUGGCUCGGCACCCAGAAUUCAAAGACACUGUGUAUGUGCCAUAUGCACAGUGGCUGGCGGAAAAUGAUCAAUUUGAAGAAGCCCAAAAAGCAUUUCACAAGGCUGGCCGGCAAGAUGAGGCAGUCAAGGUUCUGGAACAACUGACUCACAAUGCAGUUCUGGAAAGCCGUUUCAAUGAUGCUGCAUAUUAUUAUUGGAUGUUGUCAAUGCAGUGUCUAGACAUAGCUCGAGAGAAUGCAGAGAAGCAACAGGAGAUGCUUAAGUUGUUUCACCAUUUCCAACACCUGGCGGAACUCUACCAUGCAUACCACUCAAUCCAGAGAUAUACGGAUGAACCUUUUAGUUCCCAUUUACCUGAAGCACUUUUCAACAUCUCCCGAUUUUUGCUUCAUAAUCUUACCAAAGAAACCCCUUUAGGCAUCUCCAAAGUUAAUACUUUAUAUGCCCUAGCCAAACAAAGUAAGGCGCUGGGAGCAUACAAACUGGCCCGGCAUGCCUAUGACAAACUACAGGGUCUUCGCAUUCCUGCCAGGUUCCAGAAGUCCAUUGGGCUAGGUAGCCUGACGAUUCGAUCUAAGCCAUUCCAUGACAGUGAGGACUUUGUACCUAUGUGCUACAGGUGUUCAACUAAUAAUCCACUGCUCAAUAACCAGGGAAAUGUAUGCAUUAACUGUCGACAGCCAUUUGUAUUCUCUGCUUCCUCUUAUGAGGUGCUACCACUUGUUCAGUUCUAUUUGGAAGAAGGGAUCACAGAUGAAGAAGCAGUGGCCCUGAUUGAUCGAGAAGUGCCUAUCACAGAACUGAAAAAGGAUGGAUGGCAGGAAAAGAAUAUUGGAGAUGCACAGACUCUACAGCUUGAUGACAGUGUGACAAAGAUUGAGACGGACCCAUUCACUGCAAAACUGAGCUUUGAGCAAGGAGGGUCAGAUUUUGUUCCUGUGGUUGUGAAUAGAGAUGUUCUGCAAUCAAUGAGUAGGAGGGAUGUUCUGAUUAAACGCUGGCCAAAGCCAUUAAGAUGGCACUACUUUCGAUCACUGUUACCUGAUGUCUCCAUUACAAUGUGCCCUACAUGUUUCCAGAUGUUUCACAGUGAAGACUAUGAGCUGCUUGUUCUCCAGCACAACUGCUGUCCAUACUGUCGCCGGCCAAUAGAUGAACCCAGUGUCUGAUCUCCACAGCGUGACAAAAGUCUAAAAAGGAUAAUGCCAUUCCUGGGAUAGAGAAAUCGCAACCUGAAGAACUUUACAGCCGCUACUAAUGUUAAUGGCAUCAUCUGUUGUACCUUGAUCUGCUUCACACUGACCUUCCAGACCAAGUUGGUUGUAUUGUGGAGGCAUGGAGACCAACUCUAUACUGAACGUAGAAGUGUCUCAAAGAUUCACUCCCUUAACAUGCAGUGUUAGCAUUCUCUUAUUGAUUGAACCGAAAACGAAAGGAUUGAGGACUGUAUGUGAUGUGAGAAAUAUGUAUGUUAACUAAAAUAACCUCAUGGGUGACACUUACAUGAUGUGACCAGUUCUUUAAAUACAAUCCCUCUGAGGUAUAUGGUAUAUGAGUAAUGCUGGUUUAUUCAUUACCAGCAAUAGGUUGAAUAGACUUAGUAUUAACAGUUUGCUCCCAUUCCCAACUCCAGCUGCUCUCCCCAACCACCUCCUCCUCCUCCCCCCCCAGCCGCCCCGAGUAUAUGGUUUUCCAGGAGAUAUAUUGGAAGAUCUUGUUGAACUAUACCGGCGUACAUUAGCUGCAGCAGAGUGUGCGAUUGGUACCUACUUUCAAGCUAACUAAAUGAAUAUGCAGCACUGAUACAGAGCUUUGACUGUUGGGACCAGUAUUCGCUCCACUGAUUUGAAAUAUAUUACAGAAUCAGAAUAGAUUUACAGCAGUCCCCCACCUCCCACAACAUGUAUUUCCUUUGUGUUUGCUAAUUUAAAAAACAUGCCAAAAUCAGCUGAAAUAAUCUACAGUGCACAAAUGGGUUUGUCUAGUUUGUUCCACCCUCCUCCUCCCUGCUCCUAAAAGUUUAAGUGCUGUGCUUCGAACAAGGGAUUAUACCAUAUUGUAAGAGCUGCAAGUAUUUCUUCCUCUCUGAAUGAGGAAAGCCAGACAAAUUGGGGGAGAGAAUGAAAUAUCUGCUUACCAUGAUGUGGUUGAGGAAGGGUGGGAGGAUGCUGGAUUGGAGAACAUUAAGACCAGCAUGCAUUGGUUAAACUGAAUGGUCUGUUUCUGUACCUAGCCCCAUACUGUCUCUAUCCUGGGAGUGUUUGAGAUGUGGACAGUGUCAGGGAGGUUUAGUUUAAGUUUAAAAGUGUAGAAGGACCUUUACUCCGAAUCUAACGCUGUGCUGUAGAGUGUUUAAUGGAGGCAGUGUUUAUUUAGUUUCAGUUUCAAAAGUGUAGAGCAAGUUUUGCUCUAUAUCUAAGCCCACUCUGCAGCUGUCCUGAGUGUUUGAUGGAGGACAGUGUUGAUAAUGCAAGCCUAUAUCAAAAUCUAUAAAAUAGUUGCUUUGGGUUUGUAUGAUUACCUUCAUGCUACCUUGGUCCAAUUUAAAUCCAGUUACCUCAAAGUAAAAUUAAUACAUUCCAUGUGAACCAAAAUGCGAUCACACCCACCCAGUUUAAAACCUGCCUGCAACAUAUAAGAAGAAUUACUGAACUAUUUUCAAAAAUGAGCUUAUAAACAAAACCCCAUCUUCACACGAAUUGAGAAGCCUCUUGACAGAAAUGUGUGUGGAGUGAGGAUAGACUUUGUAUUCUCAGUAAAUUUAAUUGGCAUGUUUGGAGCUUGUUUAUUAAAAGAUGUCUGGAAUGGUUUGGUUUGCCAUUUCACAUAAACAUACAUAUAGAACAUACACAAGAACAGGCCCUAACAUAAUCUUCUCAUUUAUGGAUAGUGCUUGAUGGUUUUACAGUCUGUGCUGAGGGCAGCUUUGUGAUGAUAUCGUAGUUGUACCAAACCAUUACAGAAGUCCGUCUAGCAGAUGAUGACAUUCUGCAGUGUCUCUGAAGUUUGGGUCAGAUCCAGUUCAGACUGUUGAGAUAACAGUCUCUUCUCAGGGCAUGAAAUGAGCUUUGGACAAUCACAACCCACUUCCCAGAGAAUGCAAGUUUACGGCUGCUUCUACUGUUUAAUUAUGGGGCCAAUUUUCUGUUUGCAUACUUCUCACACAGAGUAUCAUCCGGGAUAGCACAGCAAGAGAUCAAACAACAUAAACACAAAACUUACAGAACUCACCCUGAUGCUUCCUGCUGACCUGAACUUUGCACGAAGAAUACUACCAAGUGAAAUCUUAUUUUUAAUUUGUCAGUCUGAUUCUGAUUGGAUUUUGGUGAACAUUAAAGGCCUCAGAUUGAUGCAGUGGGAGAUUUGGCAUAGGACGUAUUGACUGAGUAGUGUAUGAGGAACUUGAUUCAAGGAUUAUCAUUUUCCAGAUUGUCCCUGUCAUGGGAGUGUUUGAUAGGGACAUUGUAGAGAGAACUUUACUCUCUACCUAGCCCCAUUCUGUCCCUAUCCUGGGAGUGUUUGGGAUGUGGACAGUGUCAGGGAGGUUUAGUUUAAGUUUAAAAGUGUAGAAGGACCUUUACUCCGAAUCUAACGCUGUGCUGUAGAGUGUUUAAUGGAGUCAGUGUUUAUUUAGUUUCAGUUUCAGAAGUGUAGAGCAAGUUUUGCUCUAUAUCCAAGCCCACUCUGCAGCUGUCCUGAGUGUUUGAUGGAGGACAGUGUUGAUAAUGCAUCGAAAAUGUUUUAUUCCUAAUCUGUGGAGUGGUGGUUUCGUUACAGAAUGCAAUUAUUUUUCAACAGCAACACCACCUGACCUCGUUUACUGAAAAGUGUUUGCCUCUGGCCCUUCCCCUGACUAAAGUGUUGAGCAUUACAUCCACAAUAUUAAGAAGGAUUAUGAGAAUUAUUUUUUUGACCUUGUAUGCAAGGACACCUAGAAGUUGAGAGGAUGCGAGCCCAGUAAUUUAGUAAUGAUCUCCGUUUGCUUUAUAAGAUGACAGUCAGAUUUUGCUUGGACCCACUUGAAGAAGAUUGUUUUUGGCAUAAGUAUGUGCAAGUGUAAAUACAUGACGCUAAAGGUUUAAGUUUUAUUGUUGCUCUUGUGAUUUUGUUUUACCAGAGCUCAUUGAUUUUAAACUAGAAUCGAAAAUUAGCACCUGCAGGCUUCACUUUGAUACGUUGUCCAGAAAUGUUUUGUAUUUUCCACAGUGAUAAAGCUUCGCAACGUUAGUUCACUAAAGCACAUAAUGUGUUCCAAUGUACUCAACCAAGCAGGACUGUUCAGGUAAAGCCUGUAGUUUGGCUCUUAGAUCUUUCGUCUAAAGUUUAAAAGUAGUGCCCAAAGAUCUGAGGGAAGGAUAACAGCACUAGAGAAGAAAUUGCCUUUGGGUAUCAAACAGCAACUAUCUGGGUGAUCUCGUAGCAAGCUGUGAGCCAAGUAGAGAGAGAAUGCUAGCCUUGUCCACUCGUUAUAGGGUGCAGUAAGCUGUCACACAUGCACUGGGCCUGCAAACCAGAGGGACACUGCUGAGGUGCAAGUGUGUAAUGACACUGGCUCUCCCUGGAGGUAUACAAUUCAAAGAGCAUUCAUUUCAUUGCCCAAUAAACUGAUUUAAGGUUCAACUUCUGAAGGUGAAUUGCAUCAUGUGAAAGGUACUGGAGCAAUAUGAUUCUUUGAUGGAAGGAGUUUGUUGAAUGUCACCAGAAAUUAAUUCAUUUUUCGUCUAUGUUUGUUGUUACAAAAUUAGAAAAUGACACUGAACUAUUUAAGUUCACUAUGAAUAGAUACCAAAAGCCUGCUCCCUGUUGUUUGUGUCUUUGAAUUCAUGUGUGCAUUACUAAAAAUGUUUUUACCAUAUGGUUUCCUUGGAAAUAUUUCUUUGUGUGGGAAGUUCAAAUACAAGCAAUUUUAUUCAUAAUUGUAUCAACUCA